AUGUCGCCCCAAGGUUUCGCAAUCAUCAUCGGCGCUGGCCCCACAUCCGGAGCGGGCAUCGCCCGAGUCUUGGCCAGCCCCGACCAUGGCAACCUCGCCGUUGCGCUCCUCGCCCGGAACCCGGAUAAUCUGUCUUCGCUGUGCUCAGAUCUGAGAAAGACCUCCCAAGGUGUCUUCCAGCCGUUCCCGACCGACACCGGUGCCGACAAUCUCCGUCGCACCUUCAAGCAGAUUGCCGAGCAUGAUAAUUUCAAGGAUCUGAAGCUCAAGCUCGCCGUCUACCACGUCAAGCACAGCAGCAAGAAGCCGUUCCUCGAGGAAACGGCAGAGGCAUUCACCGACAGCAUGCAGACGUACACGACGGGAGCCUUCGUCUUUGCUCAAGAGGCGCUGAAGCUGUUUUAUGCGCAGAACGGAGGCCAGACGCUGCUGUCCGAGACCAACGGGGAGAAGAAGGGCACCAUCAUCUUCACCGGCACGCUGGGCGCCAUGAGAGCGAAUGUUGGAUUCGCCGCCUACGGUGCCACGCGCGCCCGGCGCGGAUGGUGUCGCAGGCCGUGGCCAAGGAGCACAGCAAGUUUGGCGUGCAGUGCGUGCAUGCUAUUGCGAACGGCGGCAUCAUCGAUGCAGAUAAUGAGGACACUCGCACGGCCCAGCUCGCUUUGGGUGCAUGAGCUCGGCCUGCGGCCUGCACAGGAGGCUUUCUAA
Molecule: messenger RNA, 708 nt
Organism: Verticillium alfalfae VaMs.102
Lineage: Eukaryota; Fungi; Ascomycota; Sordariomycetes; Glomerellales; Plectosphaerellaceae
Product: short-chain dehydrogenase/reductase SDR
Exons: 2
Coding region: 1-708 (235 amino acids)
Source: RefSeq, a predicted model, not a curated record